CAAAAAAAAUACAAAAUCAAAAAAUAUUAUAUUGCAGGAUUAAAUGAAAAUGUAGAGCUUAAAUGUCUUCCAACAGGUUAUCUUACAUCAUGUAAACCAACAAAAGAUACAUGUGAUAAAUGCAAAAAAUCAUUUAAUAAAUUAAAUAGAAAAGUAUAUAUAUGUGGACAUGCUUAUUAUACAAAUUGUUAUAAUAAUUUACAUUUAACAUGUAAUUAUUGUUUACAAUAUUACAAAAAAGGAAUUUUUUCAAAUAUUAAAUUAUUUUUAAAAAGAUUAGAAAAAACUGGUAAUGAUAAAUUAACUAAAGAUGAUUUAGAAGAAGAAAAUUUAGAAGAAGAAAUAGAUGAUAAUUAUAAUUAUAAUAGUGAUAGUGAUAAUAAAGAUCUUCAAGAAGCAAUAGAAUAUAUUGAACAAUUAUAA
Racocetra fulgida is the source of this 423-nucleotide messenger RNA. The record is from the annotation of a GenBank genome assembly. Lineage: Eukaryota; Fungi; Glomeromycota; Glomeromycetes; Diversisporales; Gigasporaceae.